GUCUACCAUGCCUGCUGUACGUAACAUAUAAGCGACGUAACACACAUACACAACCCGCUGAAGCAGCAGACUUUAAAGCCUUAACGUUUCUCACUUAUUAAAUCUAUCUGAAACGAGUGUCGCGGUUGCGGUCCAAAGCGAUACAGCUCCAGAAGCCGGCAUCUGGCCAUUGAGUUCGAGUUUGCAUUUCCGAUGCACGCCCUUACACCGUGUAGGCCGGUCAUUGAUACCAGCUGAAUACUAUAGCCAUUAGCGCCAUGCGCUCGAAUUAUGAAGGCCGUGCCAUCUCCUUCACCGGCAUGGCAUCUAACCGCGCCAGCACCUGCUGCAUGGACGGUCGGUCACGUGGGUCAUCUGCCAAGCACUCCCGCAGCAGCUGCUCCAUGCGGGGCUGCAGCCGCCGGGGUGACAGGCCCUCCACGCCGGCUGAACAUGUCCUUGUUUUCCUCCUCGGCGGCAAGUAUGAGCUCCAACGUCUGCAAGCAUAAGACGGACCAAACGUCAACCUGCAGCAAUGUGGCAGCGCGCAAAGGCUCACGCGAGAAGGCAAGAAGCCAAGAACGCGAGAAGGUCUUGGGGAUAACCCUCGAUAGUGGGGCUGGGGGCAGGUAUGCCCAGCUGCAGGGACCAUCGGAAUAUGGAACAGUUGCGUGGUACCGGUAGGGCCAGAAUGGCUUACACAUGGAGCAGCUGUAUCGGCGCAUACCGUACAGAGAACAAGCAGCACCAGUACAACAGGCCAGGACUAUACCUCUGCUAAGUGUAGCAACAUUUAAGUUGUUGUACGACGCGCUAAUAGCAACAGUAUUAACCAUUACCUCAUGUCAACCCCCCAACUAACCGACCUUGGUGUCGUACGGCGCGUCCUCCGACCAGAGCUCCGGAGCCAUGUAGGCUGGGACGCCAUGCCUGUUGCUUGACGCCUGCUCCACCGCCUGGCUCAACCCGAAAUCGCAGAGCUGCGUGCGGGGCAGGCGGCCUGUGUAAAUAAGUUACCGUGCCUAGUAGCUAAGCGUUGGUUGGAGCCAGGCAUAGAGCAAAUUGUGUAGGGAGUAAACUAGGCGCGCAGGAGAACUGGGGCCCUAGCUGCCGCCUACCUUGACCUCCAACGAGCUUGUGAGCAGCACGUUGUCUGGCUUGAAGUCUGUGAAGCGCAUGCGUACACGCGCAGAAGUGUAGGCGGAAGCGGCAGCAGGGAGGCUGACAGACGAAGAAUGAGGGAGGUAAUGAGUGAGGGCCUUUCCCGGGCACAGCGGCCAGAAACACGCACUUACUCUAGGCUCU
This is a messenger RNA of Astrephomene gubernaculifera, 1284 nucleotides long. NCBI's taxonomy places the organism in Eukaryota, Viridiplantae, Chlorophyta, Chlorophyceae, Chlamydomonadales, Astrephomenaceae. The record is from the annotation of a GenBank genome assembly.